GUUUACUUAAAUAUCAAGACAAUAAGAAAAUUCAUUCAGGUGAUGAAAGUUGUACUGAUAUUGAACAUUCUGCAUUUGAAAAAAGAUGGCAAUAUGAAGAUAAUAGUUUCAAAUUUACAGAAUAUAAAGAAGUGAUUGACAGUAAUAGUGAUAUACUAACUGAUAAAUUAGACAAUGCAGCAAUGCAAUAUAUUGAAGUUUUAAAAAUACUUGAUCCAACUCUUAGUUGUCUUGCAACUUCAAAACAACAAGAUCAAAAAAGAUAUGAAAAAACUAGUAAAGGCUAUUUUGCCAUUCACUUUAAUUGUAAACCACCACCAGAAACCAAAGAAUAG
Messenger RNA from Dentiscutata erythropus, 335 nucleotides. The record is from the annotation of a GenBank genome assembly. Lineage: Eukaryota; Fungi; Glomeromycota; Glomeromycetes; Diversisporales; Gigasporaceae.